Molecule: messenger RNA, 216 nt
Organism: Microthlaspi erraticum
Lineage: Eukaryota; Viridiplantae; Streptophyta; Magnoliopsida; Brassicales; Brassicaceae
Source: the annotation of a GenBank genome assembly
AUGACAGCCACCGUCUGCGACUUGCCUUCACACAUCGUCGUCUUCACUCCUGUUGGAUGUUCAGUUUUCCAUUUGCCCAAGCGAUGGGUUGCUUUGGGUGCUUUGGUUGCUAUGAGAGGUCCAGACAAUGAUAUUACGUAUCCCGAUCAUGGUGACGCAAACAGCAAUGCGGGAGAUGGAGAAGAAGAGGAAGUAGAGGAGCAGUCUGGUGGAUGA